Molecule: messenger RNA, 9882 nt
Organism: Pteropus alecto (black flying fox)
Lineage: Eukaryota; Metazoa; Chordata; Mammalia; Chiroptera; Pteropodidae
Gene: ZNF639
Product: zinc finger protein 639
Exons: 5
Coding region: 2967-4424 (485 amino acids)
Biological process (GO): regulation of transcription by RNA polymerase II
Cellular component (GO): nucleus
Molecular function (GO): DNA-binding transcription factor activity, RNA polymerase II-specific; RNA polymerase II transcription regulatory region sequence-specific DNA binding
Source: RefSeq, a predicted model, not a curated record
GCGGAGGACGCCGUCGCCUGGGGUCUUCCCGGCCCCUGCUGCUUUUUUCCUUAUGGCGCUUUAGUGUCAGGGCUUGGGAGUCUCCGCUAGUCGCCAGGCCUAGCUGUGGCCGUGCGUGGCGCUAGGGUGAGGCGGCUAGAGUCGGGCGACUUCUGCCUGUCCCACGGAUGAGCAUGUCCCGCGGCGUCUGGGCUCCAGAGGCCUGUCGGUGCCACGCUGGCCCUCCGGCCCCGCCAGGAGGCAUGGUGACCCUCCCGCAGCGCAUCCCCGCGCUCGAGCCGCAGCCGUAGCCAGCAGGCGUGGGUCCAGGCACUCGUGUCUCCCGCUGUAGUCUAAGCCACUCUUUAGGGUGCUUCUAGACCCCUUUUGGUUUUGUUUUUGGUACAACUUAGGCAUACGAGUGAUUUGAAGCAUUUAUCUCUGCAAAGAGCUAAAGAUUUGUACUUCAGCAAAGACUGACAAUAAGUUGUUGGACAUUUAAGUGGAUUCUAGUUCAAGCUCUCCUGAAACAUUUUUGUGUUUAAAUUUUUUCAUCAGGGAAACAUAUACUUAUUUUAAAAGGGGUGAAAAAGACUGCUUCUAAAACUUUAGUAUAAAAAUAUAGCUUUUUAUUGUAAAUGUUUUUAUACCCAUUAGAAAGAAUAUUUACAUUGCAUGAAAGGCCUUAAAAAAAGCUUAUUCUAUUUGAUGUAAGUGCUGACUGCCUAUUAUGUGUAGUCUGUUUUGUGCAUAAUAUUCUUAUUGUUGAAAAAGAUAGGUGUAAAGAUGCUGGUAUGUAUUUUGUAACUUGCUUUUUAAAAAUAAAUGUUUUGUGUGUCAUCUCAUUUUUGUAAAUGUAGAAUGUAUAUGCAUACCUUGGCAUAGGAAAAUAUCUAGAUGUCUGUACUCUCAAAUGUUAACUGGUUUAUCUGGGUGAAUGAAUUCUACGUAAUUUAAUUAAUUAAAAAAUUUUUUCCUAUUUUUUCUGCAGUGACAUGUAUACAUCUGUAAUUUGUUUUUAAGUGAGGGAGGGGGACUGAGUGAUAAACUGUAUGUGAUUCAGAAUCUUACCCAUGAGAGAAGCAGUGAGCAAAUGACAUCUCUGAGUAAAGAGCCAAACUUCUUCAUCGGGGCAGUUAUGUGUACAAAAUGCAUAAAAGCAUUUGCUGAAAUGACGAAUGGUUAGCAUUUCUGGCCUCCAGUGGGCAUUUUACCAUCUUGUGGAAAGGAGGUCUGAUAAGCAUUUGGUUAUUGCUCAGCACCAAGUAGGUGUCAGAUCUUUUCUGACCAAGAUGAUCCUAUUCCUUUCGCCUGACAUUCUGACUCCAGGCCAGCUUGCAACAUUAAUUUUAGUGCCAUGCUUGUUUUUGGUUUUUUUUUUUUUUUUUUACUUUUUUAUCCUUUGUGUUUGAAAAAAUUGGAAAAGUAUUCUGAAAUGUCAAGAGGCUUCUUUUAAUAUGCUCUGCUGACAAUUUUCAGUGUUCGCCGAUACUCUCUGAGCCUUUAGAACAUGAAGUGUAAAGUUUUGGGCCAUAAAAAUUCUGGAAGUGUACAAAAGCAGUGUUAGGAAUAAAUCUUGAAAUUUUAGUUUAUUACAUAAAUAUGAAAACAGCUUUUCUUGACUUUUGAAUGCACUUGAUUGGGAUGGGCUCAAGAAAUGAGCUAUUUUGUUAGGUAAGAUAUUAUAUAUAUUGAUAUCAUUUUUAUAAAUCUCGUGGUUGUCAGUUUCUUUGGAUGAUUUCCUUCCCCUCCUACCAGUUGGUGGCUGAAUAAGAACUGGAAGCAAGAUGUAACUUACUGGUUGGUAAUAGCAGUUAGGAUUUACUUACGCAGUUAUUCAAAACCCAGGAGUUAGAAGACAUGCUUUUUGAUCUUUGGUUCUGCCAACUUAGUUGACUUGACUUUCAGUGAGUCUGUUUCCUCAUCAGUAAAAUUGGGGUGGGUUUGAUAGUAGCCCCUGUAUAUAUUUCAGAAUUGUUGUGAAGAUCAAAUAAAAUAAGGGUUAGGAAGCCGAUCAAGAAACUAAAAAGCACUCUUAUUAUUGUGUGAUCACGUCACUUGUGCCGAUAUACCCAGAACUUAGUGAAGCAACAGAAAUAGUAUGUGCACCUCAAGUUCCUCACCACUAAAAAUAAGAUGGUCUUGGUAAUGAUGCCAAAUUCUACCUGCUAUAUAUCAUCUUGUUGAUAAGAAAAGCAGCAUAUAAAGCCAGAGAAAAGCUCUUUUUCUGACAUUCUUUACUUUCCCACUGCUACAGUGGAAAGAACAGUAAUCUGAAAUGGAAGAGGUAAUUCUGAUUCUGACAGUAAUCUAUUACUUGAUUUUAAAGCUUGGGCUUUAAAAUUAAUUAGAUAUUUGUUCAUAUCCCAACCUUACCACUUACUAAGUAUCCCCUUGACUUUUCUAUGCCUCAGUUUCAGUAUCAAUACCAAAGCGUAAAUAACAAUUUUGAGAGUGUUGUGAGUUUUGCAUAUCGUACUUAAUCAUAGGAUUAAGUAAAUCCACAGCCUGAUACAUAAUUGCUGAUCAAUAAGUGACCAUUAUUCUUCAAUUGUUAAAUAAUCCAUAAGGACUUAAACAGUUAAAAGUCUGUGAUUUGGUGUUUGCUUACAUUAUAUUUGCUUUCAUUAUGGCUGAAUAAAUUAAUGUAGAUUUGUAUUCCUAUUUUGGUGUCAAGAUGUAGCUUUAGAAGGUAAAUUCAUUUCAAAGAAAUGACAUUUAUACAUACUCAUAUUUGUCAAUAUAUACAAUUUUUAGUAUUUAGUAUGUUCAACAGAAUAUUAUACUUGAACUAAUUCUAUAUAACUUCCCAGUUGAUUAAAGAUCUUGGUACCGUUGUAUUCUUGAGUCUCAGAAAUGAACUGCAUUUUUGCUUAUAUGAUUUCUGUCAUGUUUUUCCUACAGGCAUUUUUUACCAUCUGUGAAAACUUCCCUGUAAUUUAUUUUUCAUCAGUCCCAUAUUAAGAAUUGUACCAAAUUGAAAAGAUAUGAAUGAGUAUCCUAAAAAAAGAAAAAGGAAGACUUUACACCCUUCUCGUUAUUCAGAUUCCUCUGGGAUAAGCAGAAUUGCAGAUGGAUUCAAUGGAAUUUUUUCUGAUCAUUGUUAUAGUGUCUGUUCUAUGAGACAACCAGACUUAAAAUAUUUUGAAAACAAAGAUGAUGAUUCUGAUACAGAGACAUCAAAUGACUUGCCAAAAUUUACAGAUGGAAUCAAGGCCAGAAACAGAAAUCAGAACUAUCUGGUUCCCAGUCCUGUACUUAGAAUUCUAGACCACACUGCCUUUUCUACAGAUAAAUCUGCUGAUGUUGAAAUUUGUGAUGAAGAAUGUGACUCACCUGAAUCAGUCAACCAACAGACUCAAGAGGAGAGUCCUAUAGAAGUUCAUACUGCUGAAGAUGUUCCAAUUGCUGCAGAAGUGCAUGCAAUUUCUGAAGAUUAUGACAUAGAGACAGAAAACAAUUCCUCUGAGAGUCUCCAAGACCAAACUGAUGAAGAGCCACCAGCUAAACUUUGCAAGAUUCUUGACAAGAGCCAAGCUUUGAAUGUGACUGCCCAGCAGAAAUGGCCUUUACUGAGAGCUAAUAGCAGUGGCCUCUAUAAAUGUGAACUUUGUGAGUUCAACAGCAAAUAUUUUUCAGAUUUAAAGCAGCAUAUGAUCCUGAAGCAUAAACGUACUGAUUCAAAUGUGUGUCGAGUAUGCAAGGAAAGUUUCUCUACCAACAUGCUUCUGAUUGAACACGCCAAACUGCACGAAGAGGAUCCAUACAUUUGUAAAUACUGUGAUUAUAAGACAGUAAUUUUUGAGAACCUCAGCCAGCACAUUGCAGACACCCAUUUUAGUGAUCACCUUUAUUGGUGUGAGCAGUGUGAUGUACAGUUCUCCUCAAGCAGUGAACUCUACCUGCAUUUCCAGGAGCACAGCUGUGAUGAACAGUACUUGUGUCAGUUCUGUGAACAUGAAACAAAUGACCCAGAAGACUUGCAUAGCCAUGUGGUAAAUGAACAUGCAUGUAAAUUAAUAGAGUUAAGUGACAAGUAUAACAAUGGAGAACAUGGACAGUACAGCCUUUUGAGCAAAAUUACCUUUGACAAAUGUAAAAACUUCUUUGUAUGUCAAGUAUGUGGUUUUCGGAGUAGACUUCAUACAAAUGUUAACAGGCAUGUUGCUAUUGAACAUACUAAAAUUUUUCCUCAUGUUUGUGAUGACUGUGGGAAAGGCUUUUCAAGUAUGCUAGAAUAUUGCAAACAUUUAAACUCACAUUUAUCUGAAGGGAUUUAUUUAUGUCAAUACUGUGAAUAUUCAACAGGACAAAUUGAGGAUCUUAAAAUUCAUCUAGACUUCAAGCAUUCAGCUGACUUACCUCAUAAAUGUAGUGACUGCUUGAUGAGGUUUGGAAAUGAAAGGGAAUUAUUAAGUCACCUUCCAGUCCAUGAGACAACUUGAUUAUUCUCUUUAACUUCCAUAAUGUUAAUGUAAAAUAAUAAAUAUGACUUUUUUAGAGACGUUAAAAUGGAUUAUUUUAAACAAUUUAUGAGAAUUGCCUUUAACAAGAUUUUUUUAAUUGUCCAAUUUUCUUGGCUUUGCUACAUUUUUUAGUAUAUAAUUAUAUCCUAAAUUUGGUCUUUUCAGUGCACAGGAGUUCAUGGUAGUUUUAACGACUCCUGGUGACUAUCAUCCUGUUUCUUGCAUGUGCUCUAAUUUCAUGAAUUAAUAAGAAACAGAUGUACUAAAGAAACUAGUUUUCCUUCUGUAACCUUAGGUGCUAUUAACUUCUUUAAACUCAAGACAAGCUCAGUUUUUCAUGUAGGAAGUCGUUAAACUGCUGCACUACCAGCACUAAAAUCCAACAUAAAUACAGUUAAGUCCACUUACAUUCCCAUUAAUAAGAACCCAGACCAUCCUUUCGCAUUUCCCAUUAGUAAUCAUCUCCAGCGUAAUCACUGUACUCUCUAUCUGUGUGAUUCUUUUAAUAACACUGGAAAGUCGGUGUUAUAGUAGAAAGAUCUGGUUUUCUUGUUGGUCUUUUUCUUUCAUAACAUUUCACAACUCCUUACCUGUUCACAUUUCAUUUUCAGUUAUGCACCUACAAAGUGAUGCCCAAACUUAUGAUGUCAAAUCAUUUAUUGACUGAGAAAACCCACCAAUGUAUUAACAUAGAAUUAGGAAGGUCUGGGAGAUAAAGGAUUGCUGGCGUGAAAAUGUAUGCUAGUGUCUUGUGGCUACCAUAAUGAAUUACCACAAACCAAGUGGUUUAAACAACAGAGUUUUAUUGUCUCAGUUCAAGAGCCUAGAAAUUCAAAAUCAAAAUGUUGGCAUAGUUCGUUCCUUCUGAGGGCUGUGAACAAAGGAUCUGUUCCCAGCCUUCCUCCUUGGCUAAAAGUUGGCUGUUUUCAUGUUCACAUGGUGUUCUCCCCAUAUGCAAGUCUGUCUCCAAAUUUCCCCAUUUUACAAGGACAUCAGUGAUAUGAAUUAGGGCUCUUCCUAAUGACCUCAUUUUAACUUGAUAAAUAUUUUGAGUUACUGGGCCCAGGACUUCAACAUAUGAAUUGGGGGGAGGGAAAGAAAGAUACAACCACAAAAGCAACUUCUUAACUAGCAGUAUCAAGAAGAAUUGUGUAUCACUGGCUUCAAAUUUAAUGAACACUGUUAGCUAACAAUAUUGUUUUGGAAUAUUGAUAUAGUUGAAGAAACAUUUAUGACCUAUGGUUUUCCCACUUUAAAUACCAUGAGAAUUUAGUCUAUUUUGAGAAUGGUGGCGGGAAAAAGUAUUUUCAAAACCUAUCAUUUUUAUCUUUACUAUUUUUUUUACAUGGAUAACAUUUUCUAUUUUACUUUGUACACAUAAAUAUUACCAGUAAACACAGUUGAUAUAGAGAUGGACCGAUGACUUUAAAAAUGUUUUAAGAGAAUUUAGGGGGUUGUAUAAAACUAGCCAUUUAAUGGCUCAACUAGUGACAGAUAUAGAAACUUGUAUUUAGGAGGGGAAAAUUAUUCAGGAGUAAACUGAAGGCCUUGGUUCCUGACAAUGCCCCCCUGGCUUUUGAUGCCAAAACCAUUUGUGCAAAAUCCCUGUCAGGAGAAAUAGGAUGAAGUGAUUGGCAUGUGCCAGUGUGGAUGGUGGCUAGCCCGUGAUAAAGGAGCAGGGAUGGUGACUGGACACCAGACUGGUGGCUGCAAUCAUACACAGGACCCAGGGUGGAACAGCAGCCUGGGGAAGUCAUAUCUUCAGUGCACUCAAAAACCCAUUUUUCUAAACUUUUCUAAAGUUUUCUAAAUUUUUCUAUACUUCUCUCAAACAGUGUAUCUUUAAUAUUUUGUCACAUAUGCAUAGCUGUAUUCCUAGAAACUACCAUUCCAUCUGAUUAACUUUCCAGGCAGGGCUGGCUGAUACAAAUAUUUUCUAGAAGACUUAAAAUCAUAGUUUAAAUUAGAAGAGAACCUUAGAAACCAUCUGGUCUAAUCCCUCUAGUUUCUGAGUUUCUCGUAGAAAGAAACUUAGGUUGUUAUUAGGUCAAGGUCACAAAACAGUUAUAGCAUACAGGAGUGAAUCCAAGUCAUUUGACUUCUAGUCAAGUGAUGUUUCCAUUACAGCAUGUUACAUAAAAAUCUAAGCUUUGUCCUUGGGAUGUUUUUCAUGACUACUUAACUUAGCCAUUCAGUUGUCUUCUUGGUAAUUGUUUUUAUACUUUUUUGAUAUUUGUCCAAGUCUAGGAAUUUGAUUUUCAGGAAACAAACUUAAGUAAUGCCUUGGUGGGUUUUUUAAAAUUCUGUAUUUUAAUUGCUUUCAUUUCAUCAAGUGUUAGUAAUCAGACUGUAUGAAACUGAAAAGAUUAAAUCCAAGUUUUAGAAAUAUAAUUUUGUGCUUUUUGAUGAAUCUGCAGCUUGAGGCAACAUCCCACUGACAGCUUGUCCAAUAAAAUCUUUUGGCUUUGACUCAGCUUUCAGAUAAAUCUGACUGACUAUAAAAUUGCUGAGGUACCUGGUCUAUAUUUUUAGCUUAACAAACUUCUUUGGAAAAACAAACCUACCUAAAAGGAAAUUUUUCUAACUACUUCUGGUUUUCUCCCUCUCAAAGACAGGCUUAUCCACUGUACACUUUGUGACUUGAACCAUGAUUCAAGUGUGAGAAACCAACUGAUAGUGAUGUUUAUUUGCACUACAAUAGAAUUCUUGGCAGCAGUAAACAGUGCUGAUGAGUUUUCUUUCCUUGCUUUAUCUUCAUCUUGCAAUGAGUUAUUACUUUUGAAAUUCCAAAGCAUUUCCCUUGUAUUUGGGGAAUUUGAAAUUCCCUAAAAUUUCAAAGUGAUUGUGUACUACUCACUAGCCUCUCUUCCUACUUGUAAAUUUGCCAGUUUAACCAUUUUAAAUCGCCUGUCUUAGAUUUCUCUGAAUGUAUAUCAUGACAUAUUAACCAGUUGCUCAGUUUCACUGGGCCUGUAGCAGGUUGUUAAGUGAUUGCUGAAUUGUGGGAAGAUAAAGUAUACUUAGGCUAUUUUCUUCCAAUAGAUUAACACUAUUCCUAAUUUUUAAAUCUGGUUUACAAAGCAUUGAAUUUCUUAAUUCCUGGCACUUUACCAUAAACCUUAAUUUAUUUCAUCAAUCUUACUACAUUAUGCAACUAGUUUAAUGUAAUUCUCAAACUACUGUGAUUAAUUUUAAAGGGAUAUUAAUGCCUAAAAAACACUAAGUUACGUAAAUUUGAAAAAACUAAUAAAAUCAAAUGGCCACAAUCCUCUUGGGAAGCAGAUUGGCUUACCAAAAAACUCAAUAGUUAUUAAGAAUUUAAGUGAAAAUAAAUAGUUAAGGCCAAAUGUUAAUGAAGAAGUAAAUUUGGUUAGGUUACCCGACAAGUAACAGUCUCAUGCCUAUUAAUUAAAAAUAAAAUUUGGGGGUAACUUUGCCUGUAACUUUCAGUUCUGAUGACUGACGAUACAGAGUAUCUACAGGAGAAUUUUUAUUCACAGCUUUGAGUUUAUGGACUUACAUACACUUCUUGUAUUGGUCUAGCUUUACAUAAAUUAAUCUUUUAAGACAUUAAAACCUAAGUGAAAAAAUAUGUACAUUUGUGGUGUAAAAUAUAAAUUCACAAAGCUAAAAGUUGUCACAUGUAAUUUACAUGUUUAUAUGAAGUUAUAUGUUCAGUUUGUAAGUUUAAAAACAAACUUUUAGAAGCCUAAUUAGAGUUGUUUGGAGUCUGCUUCCUACUAGAGAUUUAAAAAUAGUUUUCUCCAUAAAGACUUCCCAUUUUAAAGCGUGAAUCACCACAACUUUUUAAAUUUAUUCUCCUUAAUAACCCUACCUGAACCCAAAAUAAAUCACAUUUCUGAAAAGUAAUUUCUUCAUUCUAAAAACAACAAUUUUCUCACAUUGCUAAAUAAGAAUAUUGUAUUAUCUACUAGUCUAAUCCCAUACCUUAAGAGAGAUGGUUAUUUCGACAGCUUUUAAAAGAUAUUUUGUUAUUACAACCUUUAAAAGUUUAUUAUUUAUUUUUGGUUUUAAAUAAGCAAAUGAAUAUAACCUGGAUAAUCUUUUUUUCUUGCUAAAAAUAUUGAACUGAAUGAAUUAUAUCCUGAAAAAUUUAAUGAAAAGUAUCUUUUGAAUGAAACCCGAGUUUUCUAGUUUUUAAUAUCCUGAUGGUGUCCACUGCUGAAAAACAUUACAAUUGGAAAUAAUUGAUACUUUUGCCCUUACUCUUCAGAGUAAGCUGAGAUCAGGAAUUGGAAACAUACCUAUCAAAUGUGAUUUCUGGUAGGUAAUUACUUUUUUCUUUUUUAAUCCUUGCCUAAUGGCCAUUUACCAUGCUGUUCUAAAUUUUGGUUGGCAGAAAUUGAGACUAUUGAAUUCUGUUUUCCUAUCUACCCUGUUCAUUUUAUUUAGGGUUACCUCUUUAUGGCAUUAUUCAUGUUUAUAAAACAUUUUCCUCAAUCUAUAUUCUGUGGCUGAUUACCCUCAUCUUUGCAACUCUUCCUCACUUUACGUGGGUUUUCAGAAAGUCUCAAAGAUUAAGUCUUCCCAGUUAACAAGAUGAGAAUGGAUUUUUCUCUAAUUCUUCCUUCUCUUCUUUGAACUGUGUUAAAAUAAGUUACUGUCUUCACACCACAUACCAUAUCGCUUGCUUUUAUACCUUGUAAAUAUUUUAUGUAUUCUUGUCUAAUAGUUUGAUUGUGCUGAAUUUAUAAAUUUCAAUGUGUCUUUUAAGCAGAAUAUCAUUGCACAGAUCUUAUUAAAUAAUUCUUUAUGGUUAAGUUCCUUAUGGCACUAAUCCAAUGUUCUUUAGUGAACAACUAAAAUGCUAAAGUAGAGAAACUAACCUAGAAUGACAGAAUGUUAGCCUGGAGGGUACCUCAGAGAUCAUCUAAUCCAGACUCAUAAAGUGUACAAUAUAUUUUAUUUUCAUGGUUGUAAAUUCUACAUUGUAAAAUUUAACUAGCACAUCAAAUGUGAUUCAUGAGUAUUUUUACUUAGGACAAAAUGAAUGUUUUAAGAAAAAAGCAUCUUGAUUUAAAGAAAAACGUGAAGUAAAUAAUGAUACAUGGACAUGAAAAAAAUGAGUAGGUGAUACAUUAAUGACUGAAAUUUGAGAAUACAAAAUUCUGAUCUGAACUUGUUUAUAGCUUAGAAAAAUGGUUCUCUAACAUUAGUUAGACUUUUAAGCUAGCACAAACAGGACUGCUAACUCCCCAACACUUUUCUAAGAAUUUUCUUUAGAAAAAGUUAAAAUGUGCCAUAUUUUUUUUUUUUCAUGUAAUAUAUCAGAUACCUGAAGAGAGAGAAUGACAUAUUAGAGAGCACUGGACCAGAUCAUAUAAGACUUUGAUUUCUAAUCCCUGUUCACUAACUAUAAAUUGUGUGACUGUACCCAUGAACAAUAGAUGUAAUAUUAUUAAAUUUUUCUCAAAUA